ACGCACAGAACAAAUAUAAAACACUCAUCCUUUCCUCUCUCUUCUUUAACCUCUUUCUUUCUUCUUCUUCAGGGAGAGAUGAUUCCCCCGACUUUCCUAUGAAACUCUUUUCUUUUUUUCUUCAAUUUCCCCGCAAAAUAUGGAACUCUAGAAAUCUGAACCAAACUCUCACUUUUCUUUUCUUUUGUUUAGCUGUCAACUUGUUUGUUUGACAAGCAGGGCUCAACUCUAGAGCUAUAGUUGAUUCGAUUAAGAUUCGCUGGUUUUGUUUUAGCGGGUCUUACGUCUGAUUUGUAAACCUUUUUGUGUUUCUUGUGUGUUGAUGAUGGAGAGAUCUGAUUCUAGAGAUCUUUACUACAACUUAGCUCGAGCUUCUUCAUCUAGUAAUAAUAAUAACAGCACACUCUUUGACGCAUCUCAAUAUGAGUUCUUUGGUCAAAGUCUUGAAGAAGUUGAAUUGGGAGGUCUUGAUGAUGAUGCCUGUUCUGUUCUCGGACACGCCGAUGAUGGUGAUGGGUAUCACUUGUUUGAUAAAAGAGAGGGUGCAGGUUUGGGAUCAUUGUCUGAAAUGGAUGAUCUCGCCACAACUUUUGCUAAGCUAAACAGAGUUGUUUCCGGGCCCAAACACCUUGGAGUCAUUGGUGACAGAGGAUCAGGUUCCUUUUCAAGGGAAAGUUCUUCUGCAACAGAUUGGACACAGGAUAACGAGUUCACAAGCUGGUUGGACAACCAGCACACGCUUGAAGAACAAGCACAUGAACCUAGCUGGGCUUCACAUCCACAUUCAUCAGCUAACUCAAACUCCUUGCACAGAACAUCCUCAUAUCCUCAGCAGCAAGCACAGCUGCAGCACUACAGCAGCGAACCGAUCAUCGUACCGGAAUCUACCUUCACCUCUUUUCCUUCCCCUGGAAACAGAGCUCAACAAUCUUCACCGAGCCAUAUUCACCGCGCUCCUUCUCUUCCCGGUAGCAGCCAGCUAAACCUCCCCGCACCGAACAGCUCUGCUUUCCAUCUUUCACAUGGACCGCCGCACUACAAUAGUAGUAACUUGGCUAGGUACGCCUCAUGCGGUCCUACUCUUGGUAACAACACGGUGCAACCUCCUCCUCCUCACUGGGUUACUGACCCCGGCCUUCUUCUUCUGCACGGCGAUCGCUCCGGACUGUUACACAGUCUUGUCCAACAGCAACAACAGCAGCAGCAGCAACUCCAGCUCCCUCCUCGGAAUGGUUUCGCAUCACAACAACAGCUGAUCUCUCUUCAGCAGAGACAACAAUCUCUAGCGCAUCUCGCCGCGUUACAGUCCCAGCUGUACAGCUCAUGCCCUUCCCCAUCCCGCGAAGCAAGGGAACACAAACACAAGCCGUCUCACAGGAGCCGAAAGAACAGAAGCAGCAGCGGAGGAAGCGGCCUCCUCUCCCAACAGGCAUCUCUCUCCAGCCAGAAAAGCGAGACCGGACUUCAGUUCAGAUCGAAGUACAUGACGUCAGAAGAGAUCGAGAGCAUCCUCAAGAUGCAGCACUCCAACUCCCACAGCAGCGACCCUUACGUCAACGAUUAUUACCACCAAGCUCGGCUUGCUAAAAAGUCUUCAAAGACUCUCUUCUGUCCUUCUCAUCUGAAGGACCACCACCACAACCACUCUCGGUCUCGUAAUAGUACUAGUAGCUCGGAUCAGCAGCCGCAAGUCCACGUGGACGCUCUUGGAAAGAUCAAUCUUCCUUACGUUUGCAGGCCACGCGCUUUACUAGAGGUUGUUGACUCACCUCCUCGUGGAAGGUCUCAUCUGGAGGAGGAACCUCUCGUUGCGGCUAGAGUCACAAUCGAAGAUGCUUUCGGAGUUCUUAUAGAUAUAGUCGACGUCGACAGGACUCUCCAGUGCAACCGUCCGCAAGACGGUGGCGGCUCUCAGCUCGUGAGGAAGCGUCAGCUCCUCCUAGAAGGCUUAGCAACUUCUCUCCAGCUCGUCGAUCCCUUCAAAAACAAAACCGGUUUGACCUCAAAGGACGAUAUCGUCUUUCUACGCAUAGCGACGCUUCCCAAGGGGAAGAAGCUGCUCGCAAAGUAUAUACAGCUUCUUGUCCCCGGUACUGAGAUCGCUCGUGUUGUCUGCAUGGCUGUGUUUCGCCACCUCAGGUUUUUAUUCGGUGGUUUACCUUCGGAUGCUAGUGCAGCGCAGACAGUAGGUAACCUUGCUAAAGCGGUUACCGUCUGUGUCCAAGCGAUGGAUCUGCGAGCGCUGAGCGCUUGUCUCGCGGCUGUUGUCUGUUCCUCGGAGCAGCCGCCUCUCAGGCCUAUAGGAAGCCCUUCGGGGGAUGGAGCGUCGGUUGUGUUGGUGUCUCUUCUCGAGAGAGCUGCUGCUGAUGAAGUUGUGAAGAACUCGAACGGUGGACUGUGGAGAGCCUCGUUUGAUGAGUUCUUCGUGCUGCUUACGAAAUAUUGCAGGAGCAAGUAUGAGACGAUACAUGGUCAGAAGCAGGAGAAUGCUGCAGCAGCUGCUGGUGAUGUGUUGGAGGUAGCUAUAAAGAGGGAGAUGCCUGCUGAGCUUUUGCGUGCGAGCUUGCGUCAUACGAGUGAAGAGCAGCGGAACUUUUUGCUCAACUUUGGUCGUAAAGCUUCUUCUUCACAGGCGCCUGUGAGCGAGUUGACAACCGGUACUGCAAGGGGUGGACAGGUUAACUCUGAGUCUGUCAGGGCUUAACUUUAACCAUAUAUAGGAAAGAACCUGGGCGGGGGGCUGUAUGAAUCUUUCACAGGGGUUCAGGUGAUAAAUGUUGUUUACUUAUUUUAGAUUGUGCGUUUUAGAUCUCUUUAAACUUGUUAUGGUUGAUGUGGGAAAGAAACAUUGAAGUGGGAGUUGGUAAAACAUAAGUGAAAUCCUGGGAAGAGCUGUGUUUUUUGGUGCUCUGGCUCCUACAUGUACGUAGGGCUCAUUAGGGUUUGGAAGGAGACUAGUGUUUGCGACUCUGUACAGACUGAUGGUGAAUGGUGAUGAGCAAGAUGAUGAUGAUGGUUUGAUGUGUGCGGGAGCUAAGAGGCCUUUUGUUGUCUUAGCUCCUUGUGGGUCUGUGUUGAAAUAUGUGCAUUGUGUAACAGUAAGGAACGCAUAGUCUUUUCUUUUUCUGAAAUGUUGUUUCUGUUGAACCAAUGAACCAUGUUUCGAAUCUCCGGUUGGUACACGUCACUAGGUCGUAUGUAUCUGGAUAGAGGCUAAUUCGAAAUGUGUUAUAUUUUCUUAAGAAGUUGGAAAGUUUAAAAUGUUUUA
Raphanus sativus (radish) is the source of this 3268-nucleotide messenger RNA. Its product is annotated as protein PAT1 homolog 2. Bases 323 to 2704 code for a protein of 793 amino acids. NCBI's taxonomy places the organism in Eukaryota, Viridiplantae, Streptophyta, Magnoliopsida, Brassicales, Brassicaceae. The transcript is spliced from 5 exons. Gene Ontology annotation, molecular function: RNA binding. Gene Ontology annotation, cellular component: P-body. Gene Ontology annotation, biological process: P-body assembly; deadenylation-dependent decapping of nuclear-transcribed mRNA. The record is from RefSeq and is a predicted model, not a curated record.